Prorocentrum cordatum is the source of this 297-nucleotide messenger RNA. NCBI's taxonomy places the organism in Eukaryota, Dinophyceae, Prorocentrales, Prorocentraceae. The record is from the annotation of a GenBank genome assembly.
GCGGGCGAGCUGGCGGACGAGCUUGGCAGCGUCGACGCGGAGGCAGAGGCACUGCCCCGCAGCGGGAUGAGCCCGCCGCCGCGGGCGCCGCUGCUGCGGCCGCCAGUGGUGGUGCCGCCCCCGCGGAUGCGCGGGCCGCCGAAGCCGCCCCUGUUGGAGGCCCCCGCUGGCGUCGUGGUCCCGCCCCGGGAACCCGCCGCCGCCGCGGAGACCGGUCCGCCCGGGGAGGGCGCGGAGGCCGCCGAGGACGGCGAGGGCGGCGCCGCAGAGGGCGCCGAGGCGGGCGCCGCCCAGGAG